This is a messenger RNA of Neltuma alba, 657 nucleotides long. Its product is annotated as transcription factor bHLH162-like. Gene Ontology annotation, cellular component: RNA polymerase II transcription regulator complex. Bases 1 to 558 code for a protein of 185 amino acids. The record is from RefSeq and is a predicted model, not a curated record. NCBI's taxonomy places the organism in Eukaryota, Viridiplantae, Streptophyta, Magnoliopsida, Fabales, Fabaceae. Gene Ontology annotation, biological process: regulation of transcription by RNA polymerase II. The transcript has 3 exons. Gene Ontology annotation, molecular function: RNA polymerase II transcription regulatory region sequence-specific DNA binding; DNA-binding transcription factor activity, RNA polymerase II-specific; protein dimerization activity.
AUGACAGAGAACGUCCCAGUUGUUUCGUCCAGAGGCGAUAGGAAGGUCACAGAGAGGAACCGAAGAAGCCAUAUGAGGGCUCUUUACUCCAAGCUCAGCUCACUCGUCCCUCGUCAAACCUCAAGGGAAGUGGUUUCUGUGCCGGAUCAGCUGGGUGAAGCCACGAACUACAUAAAGAAACUUCAGAUAAGGUUGGAGAAGAUGAAGGAGAAGAAGCUCAACCUUAUGGGGACCGGCAAGAAGAGAAAUGCUAAUGAGAGCCUAACUAACAAUAGUAGAGGAAUCAUUAGGGGGUCAAAAUCGCCCAAAGUUGAGAUUCACCAAAUGGGUUCAGCAUUAGACGUUUCUGCGAUCACUGGGUUGGAUUGCCAGUUCAUUUUCAACGAGUUCAUUCGCAUUCUUCACGAAGAACAAGCCGAUAUUGUUAACGCCAGUUAUUCAGUCGUUCAAGACGCUGUUUUUCACACCAUACACUGUCAGAUAAGUGAAUUUGGAAACAGAUCUGAGAGGAUAUCGGAGAGAUUAAAGCGGUUUGUGUACGGUUCUGGUGCUUUUUGAAGAGAAUGGCAAUGUCUGCACUACGUACUCUGGAUUUUGAUGAUCAGAUUGUGAAUAGCUUGUACUUUAGUUUGUAAUUAUACGUAAUUUCGUUCGUAC